AGACAUGUCAACACUUUGAAGGCACGCCAUUUGCACAAAAAUUUUUUGGAGUUUUAUAUUUUCCGUGUUUUUAGUGACUGUAAAUACAUUUUGUUAACUUUUUAGCCGACCGCACGGCCGUGGAGGUUGUGAUUAAGGGUAAAGUGGUGUAAAUUGGAGCAACAGUAUACGAGAAAGGGGUGAAAAAGACGUGCAAAUCUGUGUAUACAAUCUUGGUGCCGUAGGCAAUGGAAGAUCCCAAUAGGAUGAUGGCCCAUGCUGGUGCAGGGCUAAUGGGGCCUCAGGGGUACGGUGGCAUGCAGGGCGAUGGCAGCCAAACGGGUGGUGAGAAUGAGGUGCGCAAACAGGACAUCGGGGAGAUUCUGCAGCAAAUUAUGAACAUCACGGAUCAAUCUCUGGAUGAGGCUCAAGCCCGGAAGCAUACCCUCAAUUGCCACCGAAUGAAGCCGGCCCUAUUUUCCGUGUUGUGCGAAAUUAAAGAGAAAACUGUUCUCUCCCUUCGCAAUACGCAGGAAGAGGAGCCACCAGAUCCACAAUUGAUGCGUUUGGAUAAUAUGUUGAUUGCCGAAGGGGUGGCUGGACCGGAGAAGGGUGGUGGUGCCGGGGCAGCAGCCAGUGCUGCAGCAGCGAGUCAAGAUCUCUCGCUAGGCAUCAAUUCGGACAAUGCCAUCGAGCACUCAGACUAUCGGGCUAAAUUGGCGCAAAUCCGUCAGAUUUAUCAUCAGGAAUUGGAAAAGUACGAACAAGCGUGCAAUGAAUUCACUACGCACGUUAUGAAUCUCCUUCGUGAGCAGAGUCGCACAAGGCCAAUUACCCCAAAGGAGAUUGAACGCAUGGUCCAGAUCAUUCAUAAGAAGUUCAGUUCCAUUCAGAUGCAACUAAAGCAGUCAACAUGUGAAGCUGUAAUGAUUUUGAGGUCACGAUUCCUCGAUGCACGACGGAAGCGUCGCAAUUUCAGCAAGCAAGCUUCAGAGAUUCUCAAUGAGUACUUCUACAGCCACCUGAGCAAUCCCUAUCCAUCUGAGGAGGCAAAAGAGGAGCUGGCACGAAAGUGUGGCAUUACGGUAUCUCAAGUGUCCAAUUGGUUUGGCAAUAAGCGAAUUCGCUACAAGAAAAACAUUGGCAAAGCCCAAGAGGAAGCCAAUCUCUAUGCAGCCAAGAAGGCAGCAGGAGCUUCACCCUACUCAAUGGGUGGCCCACCAAGUGGCACAGCCACACCAAUGAUGUCACCAGCUCCACCGCAGGAUUCUAUGGGCUAUUCCGGGGGCUAUGAUCACCAGCAGCCCUACGAUGGCAGUAUGGGCUAUGAUCCCAUUAUUCAUCAAGAUGUAAGUCCGUGAGAAAAUUUCUAAUAAGAACAUGAAAUUUUUUUAUUUCAAUUAAAAUAAACAUGAGAGACGAAAAGUUCUUUAUUUUUAGUUUUAUUCGUAAAAACAUUUUGUUUAGUAACAUUAUAGAGUUAAUUUAAAAGUAAAAUAAAGGAAAAACACUUGAGAAAUUCAUGUGUCUCACGCAUAAACUGCUGGAAUAGUUUAUUUGGGAUCUUAUUAUUGAUGGGUUAAAAACAAACAAAUAAAUUGUGAAGAAAUAAAAAUUGAGAAGGUUUAUUUAGCAAUGAUUGAUAUACGUACAAUUUUUUUUAAUUAUCCUUUAGGGGUUGAUUUUUAAUUAGAAAGAUUGUCUAUUGCUAUUAUAUUUGUUUCAUAUAGUUGGAUAUUUUAUUUUGUUCAAUUCUUGCGUUACGUAUACAAAAAGAAAACCUACAUUUUCAUCGACAAAGAUACUUUGUCAAAUGAAAAAUAAUUGGUGGGAAGAUAAAUUUUACAAAAAAAAUGACUAAAAAUAUUAUAAUAAAUUCUACACAUAUGAAAAAAUGUAUACCAUUACUAACAAGUAAAAAAAAAACAUCUUAUUUCACUUUUAAAAUGUAAUUUAAUAAGGAAAGAAAAUAUCUUUUAAAUUAACGGUACAAGUAUUUAAUGAAAAUACAUUUAAAAAAGAAAUUUUUAAAAACUAAAAUUUGACUUAAACGUGAAAUUAGCGUUUCAGUAAAAAUAAUAUUCAUAGAAUUAGGAGUUUUUUUUUAUUUAAUUAAACUACCUGGAUUCCCUUUUUUAUUUUCAAUGUAUUAAUUUAAAUUAUGAAAUUAAUUAAUUAAAACAGAACCAGCCAUAUGCAUAAAAUGUCGUUCAAUAAAAACUUUAAACAAGAAUUAUGGGGCCGAUCCUGACAAAAAUCUUUUAUUUCCUUGCAAUUCGAUGGUUGUAAGAUUUUGACAGUUUAUUUUAUUUCUUUAGUGCUGUUAAGAUUUUAAGACCAAAAAGCUUAAAUAUCUUUUAAACGUUUUUAUAGAAACUUAAAAGAAAGUUUUCUAAAAGAAGAAAUCUUACUGAACGGCAAUAGAACAAUAGAAAAAUACAAACUGUCAAAAUCUUGUGAUAACUUUUAAAUUAAAAGAAAGACAAGAACAUUUUUGUCAGAAUCAGCCCAAUAUUUGGGAAUCCAAAAAUAUCAUGAAAUUUUUUUUUAUUGGCUCACAAAAGAAAAGAAAACUUUGCGUUCUUCCGACAAUAGUAUACUGCUGAAGUAAUAAAUUAAUAGCAAAAUUGAAUAAAGUAUACAAAAUUGUGCAUUAAAUGAAAGGAAAAUCUGUAGAGAAGAAAAAUAUUAUUUAGAAAUACAAGAAGAAGAAAAAAUAAACAACUUACAAGAAAGAUGUGAAAAGUAAUUAGCACAAAAGUUUACUAUUUCAAGUAAAAGAAGGAAGCAAAAAAAUAAAAAAAGAAAAUUGUGUAAGAGAUGAAAAGUAGAAAAGUAAGGAAUAUUUUAUAUUAGAUCAUAAAAAUUACAUAAAAUUAAUUUAAAGAAAAAAAGUAGUAAGAAUAGAAUGUGUAUUAAAUGCUAGUUGUCCGUGAAAAAAAAGAAAUAUUUUGCGAGGUGCAAUAAGAGUUAAAAAUUAAAUAAUUUCUUUUUUUUUGUGUAACGUUUUAAUUAAUUUUUCUGUGAAUCUCAUGCUGAUUCACAUGAUUAUGACACGUACUUACUAAUUGUUUGCUGAUAAAAAAAAAUAUUUAUAAACUAUACUUCUUACUAAAUCUAACAAAAAAAUAUCUAUAGUCAAAUAUACGAUUAAUGAUUACAAAUUAAAUUUAAAAACAAAAAAUACGGACAAUAUUUUGAUGAAAAAAAUGAUGCAUGUUAUAUCCAAAACACAGUAUACGACAAAAAUUCAAAGCGACAUUUCAAAUUGAAGAGAUACCAACACCAUCAAAAUUAAUAGUUUAUUUUGUGUGCUUAAUGGAGGCAUAAUUGGAAAGAAUUUUGCAGUAAAAUUAUUAAAAAAAAAAAAAAAGAAAUUAUCCCACAGACAAGAGGUAUACUAAAAGCACCAAAAUUGGUGUAUUUUUCAAACAUUUUGUACGACAAAAUGUGUUCAAAAAUGUAUACAGAACAAAUAAGAAAGAAAU
Lutzomyia longipalpis is the source of this 3467-nucleotide messenger RNA. RefSeq names its product homeobox protein extradenticle (gene exd). The transcript has 7 exons. Bases 228 to 1340 code for a protein of 370 amino acids. Gene Ontology annotation, molecular function: RNA polymerase II cis-regulatory region sequence-specific DNA binding; DNA-binding transcription factor activity, RNA polymerase II-specific. The record is from RefSeq and is a predicted model, not a curated record. Gene Ontology annotation, biological process: regulation of transcription by RNA polymerase II; embryonic organ development; neuron development. Lineage: Eukaryota; Metazoa; Arthropoda; Insecta; Diptera; Psychodidae. Gene Ontology annotation, cellular component: nucleus.